This is a messenger RNA of Schistosoma rodhaini, 2005 nucleotides long. Lineage: Eukaryota; Metazoa; Platyhelminthes; Trematoda; Strigeidida; Schistosomatidae. The record is from the annotation of a GenBank genome assembly.
UAAAUCCAAAUGAAAGUUGGUAUAAUUGGUUCUCGUAUAAUUGCAACCAAUCAGACUUCCAAUGUCAAGGUCACGACAAAUGUAGUCACCAAGGUUCUUAAAUAGAUCUUAUAAAUGUAAUGAAUCUAUUAAAUCAGAACAUUGAUUAAAUCCAAAUGAAAGUUGGUAUCAUUGGUUCUGGUAUCAUUGGUCUAUCAACCGCAUUAGCAAUUCAAGAAAAUUAUCCAAAUCUAGAACUGAUUAUUCAAGCUGAUAAAAAAGAUGUCAUGGUAACUAGUUAUGGUGCAGCUGGUAUAUUUAGACCAGAUCCAAAAUUAUUACCAAGAUCUAAUGAUAAUGAUUCAUUUAUUCAUUGGUGUCAUCUUGGACAUGAACAAUAUUGGAAAUUAGCAUGUAGUUGGGAUUCAUCUGAAGCUGGUGUCUAUUUUCAUCCAACUUAUCAAUUAUCAGAAUAUUAUGAAUUUGAUAUACCAUUUAUAAGUAAAUUAUGUGGGAAAACAAUAUUUUUAGAUGAAGAAGAGAUUCAUUCUAUUGGAUUUGCUGAACAUAUUAAAUCAGCUUAUUAUUAUACAACAUGUAUUAUAGAACCACGUUAUUAUAUGAAUUAUUUAUUAAAGAAACUUACAAAAUUGAUUCCAAAUGAUCAUUCCAUUUAUAGUGAAAGAGUGACUAGAUUUACUUCAUCUAAUGAAUUAUAUAAUUGGGCAAAAGAACAAAAAAUCAAUGUUAUUGUUAAUUGUACUGGUUUAGGAUCAGGUUAUUUAUUUAAUGAUCCAGAAGUAAGACCAGUUAAAGGUCAAUUAGUACGUGUUCAAGCACCAUGGAUGAAAUUUGGAUUUUAUUUUGGGCGUGAUGAUACAUAUUGUUAUACAGGCAAGGAAAGUGUAAUACUUGGAGGAUUCCGUGAAUAUUUACCAUCGGUUUUUAGCAGACCACCAACAGAUGAUGAUAUAAUUGUAUCAUCUGAAUCUACAAAUAAUAUUCUUCAAAGAAUUGAUAAUACAUGGCAUGGAGGAUUAGGUCAAUCAUCAAUAGUUGAAGAAUGGACAGGAUUACGACCAUUUAGACCAUCUAUAAGAUUAGAAGAGAACCAAACACCAUCCAGACUUUCACGUGACAACCCAAACAGUACAGUUCAAUCCUGUCCCACAGGAGAACCAGACACUGUAUAUGCUUCAUCGCUACAAUCUGAAUGGUACAGCUCAAUCCUGUGGCGCAAUCACACAGGGACCAAGCACUCUGAUUAAUCAUUCGCACCAUUCACAUGCGCAUUCACAUCACAUGUAUAAUUGUUUCGAUCAUUGAUCGCGUAAAUGAAUUAUGCACAGCAUGAACAGGUCGAAGUUGACCCAUUCCACUUACACGACAGUUAAACUCAUUAAUGCUAGCAAUGGCGAUAUGCCUUACAAUGCUCCAAUGACAAUAGCCCUUGAGAACACUGAAAGCAACCACCAGUAUGAAUGAAAUUGGUGAACCGGCAAACGAACUUUUCACAUGAACAGCCAGCAAAACUUGCCAAAUUAAUACCAAACCAUCCACAAUGUCAAUGACGAACCUUCAGUCUCACAUAAGACCUUCAGCUCUACAUGACCAUACAAUCAACCGGUACAGUUCAUUAUUUCUAAAAGCAUAACACUCCAUUUCACCCCAUAGGGUACUUUUGUUUAAUAACGUAUUUUUUCCAUCUUCCUUUCUUUUCGAAUAUCAAAUAAUCACUACAAGAUUGAUUGGUAUCAACCUGAAAUUACUUGUCAACCUUUACCAAUUAUACAUAAUUAUGGACAUGGUUCAAUGGGUGUUGCAUUAAGUUGGGGUACUGCAAUAGAUGCUGUGAAACUUUUUGAAGAUGUAUUAAAAUCGAGUGGAACUAUUCAUUCAUGACUUAUUCAACUUAUUGUAUUACCUAAUUGUAUUUCUAUUUAAUUCUAUUUAUUAUUGUAAACCAAUUAUAUUAUAUGGUAAAAUACAAGUCGUAUCAACUCCUUAGAUACAUAAUACUGCUAAA